Messenger RNA from Acipenser ruthenus (sterlet), 3421 nucleotides. RefSeq names its product grainyhead-like protein 1 homolog. Gene Ontology annotation, cellular component: nucleus. The record is from RefSeq and is a predicted model, not a curated record. Lineage: Eukaryota; Metazoa; Chordata; Actinopteri; Acipenseriformes; Acipenseridae. Bases 160 to 2013 code for a protein of 617 amino acids. The transcript is spliced from 15 exons. Gene Ontology annotation, molecular function: RNA polymerase II cis-regulatory region sequence-specific DNA binding; DNA-binding transcription activator activity, RNA polymerase II-specific. Gene Ontology annotation, biological process: regulation of transcription by RNA polymerase II.
AAACCCGGCCUCGCAAAAAAGCGAGAAAAGCGAACAAAACCCGUUCUUUCAGGACUCCUCUCACAUAUCCCUCAUUCUGCUUCUCAAAUUAGGGUUUCAAAGAAAGCGGCCAGAUCGGAUUUACCGUCCUAACUAGAAAGUCCAGUUCGACCAUUCGAGAUGACACAGGAGCAGGACAACAAAAGGGCGGUGCUGGUGCUGCAGAAUGAAGCCCCGUACAGCCAGCGGAGAUCCUACACCAACGAGGACGAGGCCUGGAAGUCUUUCCUGGAGAAUCCACUCACAGCUGCCACCAAAGCCAUGAUGAGCAUCAACGGAGAUGACGACAGCGCAGCGGCCUUGGGGUUGCUCUACGAUUAUUACAAGGUGCCAAGAGAAAAGAGAACGCUCUCAACUUCAAAACCAGAAGUUAUUUUGACUGAUGGUGAUCUCGCCAAAAGGAACUGCAUGGUUUCUGUGCCAGAACCAGCUAUGCUGGCAGGAGAGAACAGACUCCAGCUUUUAAAGGGGCUUCCACUCAAUAUCGUCAUGCCUGGAAACCAGCAGGACAAAAGGAACCACUUCCCCUCCCCGGAUACCACGGUAACCGUCUCAAUUGCCACAGUCCCCAACUACGCCAUGAAGAGUGAAGCGUCGUCCCACAGCUUCACGGUGGGGAACCCUCCUGGUGUACACUGUGCCGAGCCAGACAGUCGCAUUGUUGUUUUUGAUCGCCGCCUCAACCCAGACCACUUCAGUCCCAACUCCCAGCCACAGAACUCCCAACGCAGGACGCCAGACUCCACCUUCACAGAGAGCUUCAAGGACGAGGCCGAUCAGGUGUUUUCUUUCCCUAGCGACCUGCAGCUGAGAAUGGAACCGGAUGGUUAUACAUUCAACAGUAUCUCGGGGAAUCAUUUCGAGUACACACUGGAAGCCUCUAAAUCCCUUCGGCAGAAGUCAGGAGAUGGCACAAUGACGUACCUGAACAAGGGGCAGUUCUAUCCAAUCACACUGAAGGAGCAUGGAAGGGGCAAAGGACUGCAUCAUCCAAUCAGCAAAGUCCGGAGCGUCGUCAUGGUUGUAUUUGGGGAAGAGAAAUGCAGGGACGACCAGCUCAAGCACUGGAAAUAUUGGCACUCUCGGCAACACACCGCCAAACAGAGAUGCGUUGACAUUGCUGAUUAUAAAGAAAGCUUCAAUACGAUCAGCAACAUUGAAGAGAUUUCAUACAACGCCAUCUCCUUCACCUGGGACAUAAAUGAUGAAGCAAAGAUCUUCAUCUCUGUGAACUGUCUGAGCACCGACUUCUCCUCUCAGAAGGGUGUCAAGGGCCUUCCUCUCAACCUCCAGAUCGACACGUACAGCUACAACAACCGCAGCAACAAGCCCAUCCAUCGUGCCUUCUGCCAGAUCAAAGUGUUCUGCGACAAGGGAGCUGAGCGCAAGAUCCGGGACGAGGAGAGGAAGCAGUCCAGGAGGAAGGGGAAGGGCACUGACCCCACUACUCCCCUCAGUACCUAUUCAGAUGUCAAGAUUCCACUCAUUGUCAAAAGGACUGACAUCACAACUUUCAAACCGAUGAGUGAAUUUGAGACUCAGCCCGUUCUCUUCAUCCCUGACCUCCACUUCGCGAACCUGCAGCGCAAUCCAUUUGGCUCAGAAGAUAUGGCAGAAGGGGAUGGGAUGAAAAGGGGACCCUUUGUGUCUGAUGAAGACUUUGGUUCAACUCCGAGAAAAGUCGCCAGGAUUGAUGACCACACAAAAGUACUGCUGUAUGUAAGGAAAGAGUCUGAGGAAGUCUUUGAUGCAAUUUUGCUGAAGACCCCAUCUCUGAAAGGACUGAUGGAAGCAGUUUCAGAGAAAUAUGAUGUGCCAAUAGAAAAAGUGGAAAAAGUUUACAAGAAGUGCAAAAAAGGGAUCCUGGUUAAUAUGGAUGACAACAUUGUGAAGCAUUACUCCAACGAAGACACCUUCCAGAUAGCGAUUGAGGAAAUGGGAGGAUCCUAUAAACUCACACUUACUGAAAUAUAAUUUGAAGAGGUUCAGAACUCGAGCAUUGAUGAAGUAGUAAAUUGUACAGUGCAUUAACCGGGUAUCAAGUACAUGAAUAUUUCGACUUGCGAAACACUGACUGUAACAAGUGUUAUGGCAUACAGACAGGACACCAGUUUACAAAUAUCUAUUUUCUUGUGCAUUAUAAAGUUGAAUUGUUUUCUGUUUCUUGAAGUACACUACUGUUGCCUUUCAGGUAGCAGCUGGGCAUUUGGAAAAUUGGUUCCCAUGUUUUUGUGUGAAUAAUAAUAAUAAUGUUUAGCACAGUAAUGUAAUGUAAAUUGCCAUUUGUGACGAUGUGUAUAUAUAAAGAAAAGAUAAGAAUGCCUUGCCCAUACUGUGUUUCUUGUGGUACAAGAUCCAUAUUUUGUUGCAAAACACCCAAGGUCUUCCUCAAAAUCUUUAGUAAAUAGCUCUAAAUUACAUUAAGAUUUUUAAAAAAAUGGUGUGAUCUUAACAGCAUCCUAAAACCUUUAACCCUGCUCUACACCUCUUUCCAUUAAUCAUUUAAUAUAUUAUUUGUAUUUUUUCAUUGUAAUCAACCCUGAGGAAAACCCCCAUUUGGUUAAUAUAAGUGUGCGAAUUUCAAUGCUCUCCAGUCCCAGACCUUGUUUUAACCCCUUCCUCAAUUACUGAACUGAGCAACACAGUAAGUUCAGCAGGUCUUUAACAGUAUUGAGACGUGCCACUGUUUAUAAAGUAACCAUAAUAUUGACAUUUCUGGUGUUUUCCGUGAGGAGUUGUAUAUGAACACCAUGGAAAGCAAAUGUCAAAGUGGUGUUGUUAAGGGUGCUGUUUCCAUCACUUGUAUGUGGAAUUGUUGCCAGCCAGGGUCUUUGAAUUACUGAAAUUUCAAUUACAAUUACUAUAUAAUCUGUUUCUUUUUUAAAAUACACUACUGCCUCAGUUCUGGGGGUCUGAAUCCUGUUACUAUAACCUAUGUAGACGUAUCCAGCCUUAUGUGUAUAGUAAGUGCAAUACAUAAUUUUAAAUAUAUAAUAUAAAUAUAUGUCUUUCAUAGUAUUUUUACUCUAGUCUCCUUCUUAAUAUUUUGCUAUGGAAUGGGUACAAAAUGUGUUCAAUGUCCAGAUGUUGUGUUAACAUUUUUUUUUUUUUUUAAUGUUAUACAAAAUGGUAACUUCAGUCAUGCAUUGUCUCAUUGUUACGGAUAUUUCAGGUCAUAGAAACGUUAUGUUUAUUUUUUUAUUUUUAUAUCAGUCUUACUGGUAAAAGGCUAUAUUGUACUUAUUAUACACAAAGUACUUAACUGUUUGUCAUAAAACAGGGAAUGGGUUGUAUGUCCUUUUGUUUUGCGUGUACAAUAUAAAUGAUGUAUAAAUGAUGUUUAUAUCAAAGGGAAAACAUUAAACAUGGCUUUUUUAUUUUA